GUCGGGGAAUCGUUUGGGGGAAACGGAGGGAGGAUGUCGGUCCCGGAGGGAAGCGCGGCCGCGCUGGGGCCGCGGAGCAGCGCAGGGCCGGGCGGGCACGGCCCCGGCCCCGGCGGGCUCGGCACCCUCCGCUGGCGCACCAGGAAUUGAGGUACCGCGCGCUGGAGCGCUGGCAGAGCCGGGCUCCAGGUGCUCUUCCAGCGGCUCCUUUGGGUUACCUGCCCGUGUUUUUCAGGAGAGACAUUUACAAAUGCGGGCUGUGGCUUUCAGGGAACGGAAAGGUCCAAAUACCGGUAUCGGAGAGGACAAGCAAAUGUUUGUCAGGCUCAUUAUUUCAGAGUAUUUUGGAGCAGUGUUUUAGGAUCAGAUGCAGUUACAAGCCGCGGGUUGUUUUGGUCACGGCGAGGGACUGACUGCCUGUGCACGUUCUGCAGGGCUGUAGCGUGGAGCAUAGGCUAGGCCUCGCCGAGCUGACUCAGUUUUGGGGGGAAAAAACCCUAACUGAAGGGAAAAAAAAAAAAAAAAAAAAAUUUUUGAAGGCGGUGAAUUUGGAAGCGUACUAUCACCAGUAAAAUCUUUCAAAUACUCAUUUGAAGAAAGAGACUUAAUAUAAAUGGAGAGUGACUGUGACUACAGCAGCACCUGCAACACUAAGGAGCUUGCCAGGGCUUCAGCAGAAAUCUUUUAACAGGAUAAUUUGGACUUCAGCUCUUGGGAAAUGUCUUGGACUUCCAGAUUUCAGGCUGAAUAUUACGUAGAUACGUAGAAACUAUUUGUCAUCAGACGAGUUGCUUUCGUAAGAGGCAAAAUUUCAGCAAACAGAGACAUGAUGGGCUUGCCUGGGUUUUCCUUCUGUUUUCUUUAGUUUUAGUGGCUGAAAAAUAGUUUAGAUACUUGCAAAUAAAAAUUUGCGUGUGUUUAGCAAUGACAGUAAAGUCAUCUGUAUGUCUGUUUUAAAGUGAUAGUUCAGCUGUUACAGUUUCUGCCAUGAAUUGUGGAUAGUCUGUAACUCAGAGUCAGUAGUAAAAAAUAUAAAAGUUCACCUCCCUAUUAUUAUCAUACAUUUCCUCUAUAAGACAUAUGCAAUAAGAAGCCAGGCACUUGGAAAGUGUUCUUAAUCUUUUCAAAUCAUAUUCAAAUAACAACAAAGAAGAGCUGCUGAAUAUUCUAGUGGGUUUAUGCUGCUGCUCGUAGGCCCCAUCGCUGUACACGUGCUUGCCCCGCUGCCACGAGCAGUCUUGCUGAAAUUAAUGGAACUCUCCUUGGUGGUGAAGUUAAACGUGUGUGUGUAAUUGUUGUUGAGAAUAUGGCUUUAACAAGCAGCCAAAUACAGAGCUAGACUUAUGGAGAAAUGUAGGUGUAAUACAUCAUUUUGGUUCAUUGGUGUUGUAUCCGAUCCAGAGAACCAAGAUGUGUUGAUACCAAACCGUGUGUGUUUAUAGCAAAUGCAACAACUGUCCAGCCUCCUUUUUGGACCAAAUGAGGUGCUGGUGAAUCCGGUAAAAGCACAAUAGUCAAGCAGAUGAGGAUCCUUCAUGUGAAUGGAUUUAAUGCUGAGGAGAAGAAAAUGAAAAUUCAGGAUAUUAAGAACAAUAUUAAAGAAGCUAUAGAGACAAUAGUGACAGCAAUGGGCAAUUUGGCACCUCCAGUGGAACUAGCCAAUCCAGAGAACCAGUUUCGAAUCGACUACAUCUUAAAUUUAGCAAACCAGAUAGACUUCGAUUUCCCUCCGGAGUUUUAUGAACACACAAAAACACUUUGGCAGGAUGAAGGUGUGAAAGCCUGCUACGAGAGAUCCAACGAGUACCAGCUGAUUGACUGUGCACAGUAUUUUCUAGACAAGAUUGACAUAGUCAAACAGAACGAGUACACCCCGUCUGACCAGGAUCUUCUCAGAUGCAGAGUUUUGACAUCAGGAAUUUUUGAAACCAAGUUUCAGGUGGAUAAAGUAAAUUUUCAUAUGUUUGAUGUUGGAGGGCAACGAGAUGAACGCCGAAAAUGGAUCCAGUGUUUUAAUGAUGUGACUGCUAUCAUAUUUGUGGUGGCGAGCAGUAGCUACAACAUGGUGAUACGAGAGGACAAUCAGACCAAUCGGCUGCAGGAAGCACUAAACCUCUUCAAGAGUAUCUGGAACAACAGGUGGCUACGGACCAUUUCAGUAAUCCUUUUCCUGAAUAAACAAGAUUUGCUAGCAGAGAAAGUUUUGGCAGGGAAAUCUAAAAUUGAAGACUACUUUCCAGAAUUUGCUCGCUACACUACACCAGAUGAUGCAACACCAGAGCCUGGUGAGGAUCCCAGAGUUACAAGGGCCAAGUAUUUUAUUAGAGACGAGUUUCUUAGAAUCAGCACAGCAAGUGGAGAUGGAAGGCACUACUGCUACCCUCACUUCACAUGUGCCGUGGACACAGAGAACAUCCGGAGGGUUUUCAAUGACUGUCGGGACAUUAUUCAGCGCAUGCACCUUCGCCAAUACGAGUUGUUGUGAUGGAGAGCACUUUUUUCUGUGUUUUGGACUCCUUAUUCCUUAUUAAAAAAAAGAAAGAAACCACCCUUGCCCACAUAGGGUGGAAGAGAACUGUUUGAAUCUCCCAUUGAUUUGCACCCCUCAACUUUUUCUCCUUGCUGGACAAUAGCAGCACUUCUAAGCUUGCUUCUGUACCCCCCGGACAGUUUGAGAUGGCCCCUAACACUUAAAAGGCCAUUUCCAUGAGGAUUCCCUAACACUGUUAUUAACAAAUAAGAGAGGGAAAAAAAAAAAGGAAAAAAAACCAAAACAAAAACCAAAACAAAAAAAACCCCCUUAAUUAAUUAAAAUCCCUGAAUGCGGAGCACCUGAAAGAAUUGGGGAUGAAAAAAUUAAAACGUUGAAAUAAAAAUUGGGGGAGAGAAAACUUUAGGUAAUUUAGCACUGCUGUGGGCAUAAUCCUAUAACCCGUGAUCUCCACUUUGUAUCACUCACUGCAUCCGAGUAACGAAGGUGCCAAGUCACAGACCAAGUUUGAAGACAGACCCUUGAGUUUGGUUCUCUGACUGUAAUGUGGCUUUGGGCGGAAAUACUGACAAUUCUCCAACAGACCUAGACAGUGCAAAAACCAACUGCUACCUUUCAGAAGGGUAUUUUUAAAACCAGUCUUGGUGGUCUAAAGACAACCAUGGACAUUUAUGAAUUGAACUGCGUAUGGCCUGUGAUUGCAGAAAGAGUUAACCACACACUGUUUUCAGUUUGUCCACUGAUGAUCCCGUCUGCUCUAAAAAUCAUUAUCUGGACUGUAGUCCUCACAGUCUUUCCCUUCUUUUUCUUCUUCCCUUCCCUCAUUUUUUAUUUUACUGCUGGAUUAUUAUUCUUGUACAGACUGUAAAAUGUAUUAUUUUGUACAACUUUAUUGAAAAUAACUUGUAGAAGAUCUUUGUGCCUUGAUUAUGGCUGUACCUGUACAAUGAGCUAAGAUGUAAGUAUGUUUGAUUGCGCUGUACAGCUUUGUCAACCCUAUCUGCAGCAUUAGCUCAAGGUAGGGAAAAUUUAUCUGUAGUUUAGUUUUUCUGGUUUAUAAAAGAAGGAAAAAUACUGUUUAGUAAAAAAAAAAAGGAAAAAAAAAAGAAAAAAAAAAGAAAAAAGUACAAAUUGUGCAAACUUAACCACUUUAAAAGUGAGGUCUUCAACAAGUGACCAGAUGUUGCAGCAUCGUGCUUUUUAAUUUUUAGCUUUAAUUCAUUUAAAUCUCUAUCCAAAUGCAAAACAUGGCUUGUUUCUACAUAAAACCAAAUUUUGCUACAAAUUAUAAAUGUUAGUCUUUGGUCAUUCAUAGUCCUUUUUUUGCUAAAGACAAAAAAAAAAAAACAGAACAAUAACAGACACGUAGGGCAUCAUGCAGGUCUGGUGACCAUCUCUAGACUGGGCCAAAUACCCACCAACCUCGGCUUGCGCUGCGUGGGCAACGACUACCAGAAUGACAAGGUGUGCACUGCCCUUGGAUUUGGCCACUGAAUUCCAGUUUCAAAUGACAUUUUUAUUUCUCUUUUAAUAAAGAGAUACUUUAGAACCUUUUUUGUUUUAUAUUAACUAUAUAAGUAGCUUAAAAGUGAAGAUGUGUGGAUUUUUUCUUAAACUUGAAUAAUUUAUGCAAAUUAUAUGCUUAGAACAACAUGUGGUACAGUAAAAAGAAAAAAGAGCAAAAAUCACUGUAGCAAUAAGAGAGCAUGUAAUUUUAGUAACUACUACACUGCUUUAUAUUUUAUACCUAGGUGUUUUAUGUCUCUGUGAGUGUGUUACUUUUUCAUGUGUCUAAACCUACGUGUACAAUUUGUACAGAGUCAGAAAUUACAGCUGUAAUAACACAUCUAGAACAGUGUUAGCCUAUAUUACUCAAACACCCCUGUUCCCCCUUCAUUUACACCCCUAAACUGAUCUGGAUCUUAACUGCAGUGACUUUAAAAGGAAAAGAAACAAAAACAAACACCAAAAUUCUUGCCUCUUUGCCUUUCACACUAGCUUCCCUCCACCCAAGAGACCGUGUUGGCUUUCUUUUUUUGGGAAGAGAUCCAGUUUAAAUUCAAGUGAGGGUGUGGUCAGUGAUGUCUGUGCAGCUAGAUUUGCUUCAGGUAUCGGAUGCCUUUUCAAUACUAAGAACUGCAACUGUUGAGAAUUGUGACUUUUCAUUUGCUUUUGUGGCUAAAGUCUUAAAAUGAAUCACACAGUCCAUUUUCACUGGAGAGCAGGGAUGUGAGGGAGUUACUGUCCCAUCUCAAUUCAGAAUUGCUUCCAGAAGACACUGAAUAGUUGAAAAAAUUUCAGCUGCAGUUGUUACUGGCCUUUCAAGAAUGAUCUUUCUUGUUCACAGGUUUAGACAGUUGGCACCUGAACUUUGUAGAACUGUAGAAAACAUGACUGAAAAUAGGCCCCUCCAGUUCAGAAUGUAUCCAGUGCCUGUAGGUAAAGGGCUGGCGUUUCCACUAGGUAAAAAUGGAACACACGUAGUGGAAAGGAAAUUCAUUGUGAGCCUUAAUUUUAGUUACAGGAGCCAAAAUCUUUAUUUUAGUGCCAACCCUUAUCUUGUUAAGCCUAGGAGGAGUUGGUGUGAACACCAAAUUUAUAAAUGGAGAAAACCUGUAGUGUUGAGAGGAAUGUAAUCUCUUGUCUGAGAGAAACAAAGCACCUCCAUUAAAAAUAACAAAAUAAGCUUCUUCCUCUGAUGAGGACACAUAAUAACAAUGAGCUAUAUAAGACAGCAACAGUUUAAGAAACCUAAAGCUUUAUAUGGACAGAUAUGUUUAGGGGAUGCUUUUUUUUUUUUUCUCUCUUAUGUGAGGAAAAAGGCAAUUGUUUUGAAUAUGGUUGAGUUGCACAAGUACAGAGAGCGUGUGUGUGUCUUAAUGUCUCAGUAUUGCCUUUGUUAGUCUCUUUAUUAGUCCAUGCAGUUUGGUGGCCUGGUAAAUGCAAGUCUUAUUUUUAACAGCUUUCUUUUUCCUUUUUUUUUGUUGUUUUUUUUUU
Molecule: messenger RNA, 5488 nt
Organism: Poecile atricapillus (Black-capped chickadee)
Lineage: Eukaryota; Metazoa; Chordata; Aves; Passeriformes; Paridae
Gene: GNAS
Product: GNAS complex locus
Exons: 12
Coding region: 1523-2485 (320 amino acids)
Biological process (GO): adenylate cyclase-activating dopamine receptor signaling pathway; sensory perception of chemical stimulus
Cellular component (GO): heterotrimeric G-protein complex
Molecular function (GO): corticotropin-releasing hormone receptor 1 binding; ionotropic glutamate receptor binding; D1 dopamine receptor binding
Source: RefSeq, a predicted model, not a curated record